AACACCAACCCCCGCCACUCUCCCUUCCCCUCCUACCUCCUCUCCCCUCAGCUUUAAUUUUCUCCGACUUUUCCGAACUCUGGCUCAUGAUCGGGCCUACUGGGUACGAGGUCCUGGAGGACCGUACCCUGAUCUCUCUCUACCUCUGACUUUCAGCUUCUUUAACCUGAGGCCCAGGCUGCCAUCACCCGGGCCACCUGGUCCGAUCGUCUUCAUUCACCAGCGUUGACAAUUGCUGUCCUGUCUCCAGCCUCAAUGGGGGAGUGAGAGGCCACUGCCGGCCGGACAUGGGUCGCCCCACCGUGCCUGGCCUGCUGCUGUCACUGGUGCUCCUGGCUCUGCUGGUGGAGAUACACCUGUCAGGGGUCACUGGACUGGUCCCUUCUCUUGGUGACCGGGAGAAGAGGGAUAGUUUGUGUCCCCAGGGAAAGUAUGCUCAUCCUAAGAAUAAUUCCAUCUGUUGCACCAAGUGCCACAAAGGAACGUACUUGGUGAGUGACUGUCCAGAGCCGGGGCGGGAAACAAUCUGCAGGGAGUGUGAUAAAGGAACCUUUACGGCUUCCCAGAACCACGUCAGACAGUGUCUCAGUUGCAAGACAUGUCGGAAAGAAAUGUUCCAGGUGGAGAUUUCUCCUUGCAGAGCUGACAAAGACACCGUGUGUGGCUGUAAGGAGAACCAGUUCCAGCGCUACCUGAGUGAGACGCACUUCCAGUGUGUGGACUGCAGCCCCUGCUUCAAUGGCACUGUGACAAUCCCCUGUAAGGAGAAUCAGAACACCGUGUGUAACUGCCACGCAGGAUUCUUUCUAAGCGGAAAUGAGUGCGUCUCUUGCAGCCACUGCAAGAAAAAUCAGGAGUGUAUGAAGUUGUGCCUACCUCCAGCUGCAAAUGUCACAGCCCCCCAGGACUCAGGUACUGCGGUGCUGUUGCCCCUGGUUAUCUUCCUAGGUCUUUGCCUUUUAUCCUUUAUCUUCAUCACUUUAAUGUGCCGAUAUCCCCGGUGGAUGUUCAACGUCUACUCCAUCAUUUGUAGGGAUUCAGCGCCUGUCAAAGAGAUGGACGUUGAAGGAGUUGUUACUAAGCCCCUAACUCAAGCCCCUGCCCCAGCCUUUAAACCCACCACCGGCUUCAACCCCACUCUGAACUUCGGCUCCACCCCAGGCUUUAGUCCUCCUGUCUCCAGUCCCAUCUUUGGUCCUAGUAACUGGCAGAACUUUAUGCCAUCUGUAAAAGAGGUGGUCCCAACCCAGGGUGCUGACCCUCUCCUCUAUGGAUCACUCAACUCCGUGCCAGUCACCAUCCCUCCUCAGAAAUGGGAAGACCCCGCCCACCCACAACAUCCUGACGCUGCAGACCUUACGACGCUGUAUGCUGUGGUGGAUGGCGUGCCUCCGGAGCGCUGGAGGGAGUUCAUGCGGUUCCUGGGGCUGGACAAUCACGAGAUCAAGCGGCUGGAGAUGCAGAACGGGAGCUGCCUGCGCGAGGCUCAGUACAGCAUGCUGGAAGCCUGGCGGCGGCGCACGCCGCGACAGGUUGCCACGCUGGACGUAGUGGGCAGCGUGCUUUGCAGAAUGAACCUGAGUGGGUGCCUAGAGAACAUCCGAGAGGCUCUGAAAAGCCCCGCCCACUCAUCCACGACCGUCCUCCCGGGAUAAGGCCACACCCUCCACCUCAGGAGAGGGACUUGAAGACGCAUUCUGCUAAAUGCUGUACUCCCCUGUGGACCUCUUCUAUGGGUGAAAAGGAGGCAAGGGUCUCUAAGGGGCAGGCUCUAGCCUUCCUUGGUGCUACCGACUUGGUGUACAUAGCUUUUCUCAGUCGCCGAGGACUGCCUGAGCCAGCCAGUUGUGCAUGGCAGGGAGAUGUGCCAUCUGCUCCUGGCCAGCGGUGGGUGCCAAAAACCAGAACAAAUGAUUGUAGAGGAAAGGCACAAUAUAUCUGAUGCCCAUUUGGGAUGCACAGGGCCCAAGCAAAGCUUCUCAGGGCCUCCUCAGUCGAUUUCUGGGCCCUUUCCCACAGUAGUAAGCAAUCUUUGUAUCAAUUAUAUCACACUAAUGGAUGAACUGUCUGAGGUAGGGGCAAGCACAGAACAGUGGGGUCUCCAGCUGGAGCCCUCGACUCUUGUAAAUACACUAAAAGUCUGAAAAUGACCUCUGACCCUGGAAAGAGUGGUCUGUGGAUAAGAGAGACUUGGCAGAGCCCAGGAUGUGAAAAGUGGCCUACAAAGACCAGCCAUCCUGCCAGCUAACAGCUGACUCCACCCGAUGGGUACCCAUGCUUCUCGCGUCUCACCCUCAUCCAGUGCUAACCAAACAGCCAUGUUUCUGGGCACUUUUAUGUGGGGCUUGGGGGUUUGUGAGACAAAAUGUUCAGUUCUUGACCUCCAGAGUCCUCAGAGCAGGAGGUGCUGCCUGGGCUCAGGCAUGGUUUGAGGUGGAUUCUUGAGGUAGAGUCCAGGGGGAGGGGGUGACCAGCACUCUUGGGGAGACCAUUCCUCUAGGAGAUGGAUCAAAGGGCUUUGGCUUUCCUCAUACUUCUCUGUAAAGGAAGGAGACAAAUGCAUUAUUAGGUCAAGGUCAGGCAACGAGUGGGCUGAUGGGCAAAGCAGAGUGCCCUCCCCUGUGUUGGUCCCUGCUCCGAACAGCCUACCUCUUAGAACGGCCCCUCACUCCCUACUGCCCUUCUGUCCCAUAGUAGUUUCUGCACUUACGAUGUAGACAGGGGCGUGUCCAGCUGUAUGACGUGGGGGCCCCUCAUUCUCUGCAGUUGGGCUCGUGUUAGCCUCCGGGGCUUGCCAUUUUCCGGUUCUGGUUCCGAGGCUCCCUCGAUCCUUUGGCUAGCCAGCUCUUCCCUGAUCUCCCUGAGCAUGUCCUCAGCCCGCAGCGGGCGGGGGCGGAGUCCAGGGGAUAGAAGACUCUCAUCUUCAUCUGAGGAUUCCCAGGGGCUUUCCCCUGCAGAGUCUGUAUGGGUGGGAGAGUGAGGGAGCGGACUCCGACGUUGUGCCCGGUGUAGGGUUUCUACCACCACAUUCCCUGGUGUCAGGGUCUCAUCUUCCUCCUCGGACCAGGUUGGUGGGGCUCUCCUGGGUAGACUGCCCCCUCUUAGGAUCCCUUCUGGCAACUCCGGGGCACUUCGUCGCUGGGGAGCUUGGGGGUCAGGAGGCUGGGGGCGCAAGGGAACGUCUCUGAGUUCCAGGGUGGAGAAGGUGAGGCGAGGAUCCCUACGAAGAGCCUUGGACCGAAGCCUGUUCAGGGGAGAAUGAGCGUUCAUCGGGGAGCUUGGAAUCAAGGUGCCAUAGCCAGAGUCUGAGGUAUCGUCGGGCACGGAGGGCGUGUCUUCAUCUGUGUCUUCAGUCACCACCAGGCGGGGGAUUACUGUGAACUCCAGAGUCCUACAGUUAAGAGCAGAAAGUCAGACUCAGAUGCUGAGGAUCAGAUUGAAGGCUGAGAAGCCUCUCCUAUUACUGCAUUCAGAAAUGUCUCCUCCUCCAAACUUACUGUCCUCUCUCAGUACAUGACAAUGAUUGGCUUUCUCCACCUCACUGGUUAAGAUUGUGUUCCAUAAAAGACCUUGGGUACACUUUUCAUACAGCACCUAUAUUGAAACUGGAAUGUACAGUCCCUGUGCAAGGUCAUUAAAUUUAUGAAGCAUCCCAUAUUCGAAAAAGAAAAAGACCUUGGGGUAAGCUGGGGGUGGUUCCUCGGGAGCAAUGCCGAGAGUUCAAGGUCAGCCUGACUUGCCUCAAAAACAAAUAAAAGCUCGGUUGUGUCUGAGCUACUUAGUCCACA
This is a messenger RNA of Grammomys surdaster, 3788 nucleotides long. It is a transcript of the gene Tnfrsf1a, whose product is annotated as TNF receptor superfamily member 1A. Gene Ontology annotation, molecular function: tumor necrosis factor receptor activity; tumor necrosis factor binding. Gene Ontology annotation, biological process: inflammatory response; tumor necrosis factor-mediated signaling pathway; prostaglandin metabolic process. The coding region runs from base 288 to 1655 and encodes 455 amino acids. The transcript is spliced from 10 exons. Gene Ontology annotation, cellular component: signaling receptor complex; membrane raft; mitochondrion. The record is from RefSeq and is a predicted model, not a curated record. Lineage: Eukaryota; Metazoa; Chordata; Mammalia; Rodentia; Muridae.